AUGUCAGCUAAUCAGACACGGCCACCGGAACCGUUGUACUGUUUUCCUAUCGCCCGCGUCGCUCGCUCUUGGCGCGUGUUUGAUUCGAAUUUAUGCGAGUUACAGGCGUUAGUAGAUCACAUUUAGUCUUUCCGUGAACCUGGCAGGUGCGGGACCUCUGCCCUCCAAAGCCAACCGGAGACUGACAACUGUCACGUUUCUUGCAAGCGUUUACCAUGAAUCGCACCGGUGUCGCCUCGGCGUUCAAUUGCCCUGUCUGCCUAGGGCCGAGCCAGAGCCUGGUAUUCGGCCUGUGCCAGCACUUCGCGUGCGCGUCCUGUCUGUACGAACCAGUCGACAAAAGUUUGAGGCCUGGGUAUCAUUGUUGUCCAGUCUGCAAAUUUGAGUUGGCAUUCCCAGAUUGCUGCCCCGUCAUUCCGGACACCACUAAGGAUCUGAUGAAGAUUGUUGGCGUCGUGAAAUGCCCCCGGGAACGGUGCGGCAAAGAAAUAUGGGCUUCGGACAAGGAGGAACACGAGAAGUCUUGCAUCACGAAACGGUCGUCGGCGCGGUGCGGUGGCUCCCCAGCAAGUGCUAGCACUAGCCAGAGGCCCACCACCCGCCAGAGCAAGUAGACGAGGAGCAAGUGCUCUCUCAGGGUCAAGAACUGAACGUAGCAUCGGGCCUGCCUUAAUUGAAAAUUUCUUUUUAGCACCGCGACCGCCAAUUCGGUGUGGCCGAUUCGCCACGAGGGACCCGUGGGAGUGGACCGACGGUCUGGCGUCCGUGGAUCUUCUUCAGGAGACAUUCAUCCCCAUCGCCGCCCCAAAGCCAGAGAGACUCCCCAACGUUUUCUGUGCGGCCAACUAGCCUUGCCGCCGGGCUGUACUGCUGGUUCUACUAUGCUAAUUAUAAUGAUGAUGAUGAACCCACGUAGUCACUGCGUCACCCAUUGCUCGGAGGCUGUUUAACCUAACUUGGCAUAUCUGCGAGAAGUGUGGGGGUGCUAUCGCCCCCUGUAAAGUUGUUUGUGCCCCAUGGUGAAAAUGAAUUUACUGGGAGAGGUGGUUGGCUCUUAAAGUCUGCAUACUUAUUUUUCAGUAAAAAUGAAGUAAUUUCUGUUUCAAUGCAGUCGCAAACAUAAGAUACUGAAUUCCAAGAAACGUUAUGGAUGCAUUAUGUCAAAAAUACAAAGAGAUGCUUUCAAUGGUUACCUAGUAAUUUGGAGGCUUAUCUUUUCACAUGAAAUCAAGACUAUUUAUUAUUAUUACAUUAAUGGAAUGCUGACAAGAUUUUGCAAAGCUGAGCUUACUCUGCCAUACAAAUCUCCUGUGUACAGAAAUUGCUCUGAGCUAGUGCUUCGUUAUAUGUUAUGAGCAAGUGCUUAUAACGUAUUUUAUUUUUGUAUUAGUCGAUUUUCCCAUGGCAUAUCGGCCAACAUUGACAGCAACUUGACAUCGGUGUACAGUAUCGACUCCAGCGACUUCACACUGUGCUCCAGCUAGUUGUGAUGACGUCUGGUACCUAAACAUUCAAAAUUGGCCUUUGUGCAUAGCCAAAACACUCAAAAUUGCUGCCCAUAUGUCGCCAACAGAGCAGCGGUGCGGAGCGGCGGUUAAAAUGUCGCAAUAUGUUGCACGUGCCUGUCGUGACUGAUGUCAAGGCACAGUUGGUACUGAAAAGUGUAAACCACACCGUGCACACAUUUUAGUUGCGACCACAGGUUAGGCACUAAAUGAUUCGACAGGGCCUUGCUGAAAUGGCGAACGUAUGUGGUUACUUUGUUUUAUGAGCUUUUAAUGGCGUGUCAAAUGGGAACUUCUGAUCAUAACAGUACUAGAUGAGCAUUGAAUCCCCCGAUCGAUUCCUUUGCACAAGCUGUAAGAAGAGCCAAUCACUUUAUUGAAUUUGACCACAGAACUACUGAAGCAUCACAACAUCAUCCAAGAUGAAAUGUCGAUACUUCACAGAGUUCCAGACAGCUUGGAGUUCGCUGUAAAUUUUAUGUGUUUGCUAUUGGCCACAGAGCGCUUCAUUGACAGUUUGAGAUCUUUACCAGUAUAGUACGAUAUACGUUCAUUAUAGUGGAAUCUUCUAGAAGUACCGAAGCACUUUCUCAAUAAACCCAGUAUUAUGUUCUGGUGGAUAUUCAUUUUUCUUUUAUGUUAUUGAGGAACAUUUCACAUGUAUUGUUUUACGAGAUGAAAAUGAAAUUCAUAAUUUGUUAUAUCCAUGAUUAUUACUAGAUUAUUCUUAUUUAAAACUUGAAGUGCAAUGGAAAAUUAUUUUAGUUGAUUUUAUAGUAAAAUCGCAAUAAUUCAAA
Rhipicephalus microplus (southern cattle tick) is the source of this 2302-nucleotide messenger RNA. RefSeq lists its product as uncharacterized. The record is from RefSeq and is a predicted model, not a curated record. NCBI's taxonomy places the organism in Eukaryota, Metazoa, Arthropoda, Arachnida, Ixodida, Ixodidae.